This is a messenger RNA of Protobothrops mucrosquamatus (brown spotted pit viper), 755 nucleotides long. It is a transcript of the gene TXNDC17, whose product is annotated as thioredoxin domain containing 17. Gene Ontology annotation, cellular component: cytosol. The transcript is spliced from 4 exons. Gene Ontology annotation, molecular function: protein-disulfide reductase [NAD(P)H] activity. NCBI's taxonomy places the organism in Eukaryota, Metazoa, Chordata, Lepidosauria, Squamata, Viperidae. The record is from RefSeq and is a predicted model, not a curated record. Bases 50 to 424 code for a protein of 124 amino acids.
CCUUUCGCCUUUCCACACUUCCGCCCUUCCAGAGACACGAGAUUCCACCAUGGGCUGGGAAGAGAUUUCUGUCCACGGGUACGAUGAGUUCGAUCGGGUCGCCCGCGAACAACAACAGCGCGGCCAAGUAUUUGUGUAUUUUAGCGGUGACAAAGAUCCAGUCAGCGGUACUAGUUGGUGCCCAGAUUGUGUUAAAGCUGAACCCAUUGUACGAGCUGAACUCCCAAACCUGCCAGAUGGAUCUAUAUUCAUUUACUGCCAAGUAGGACCCAGAGACUACUGGAAAAAUCCCAAUAAUGAAUUCAAGAAGAAUCUUAAGUUAACUGGGGUGCCUACACUUCUCAAAUAUGGAACUCCUCAGAAACUGGUGGAAGAAGAUUGUUUUAAAGCUAACCUUGUGCAAAUGCUGUUUGCAGAGGACUAAGCAACUGAAGCUAUUACCAGCAGGGGAAAUGCUUUUAGAUGAAACCAUUAUCAUGUCAAACUGCCAGUGAAUAAAUCUAUAAUCUAAGCUGACAAAUUUAAAUAAAAUCACUAUGGAUUGUGUUUAACUGUCACUAUGGACAGUUAAAAUUGUGGCUAGUUUAUAUGAACCCAUUUGCUGGAGAUUAUCUACUCAUAAGAUUAGAUUGGAUUCCCUUAGUUUCAGUGUCUAAGGCAAAUAUAUUUUAGAAAGAAUUCAGGCUUCUGCAGACAUUUGCCAUUUUAUACAUUUUAAAUGAACACCCACAGCAAUAAAUACUGUUGAAUUUCUU